Ochotona curzoniae (black-lipped pika) is the source of this 2777-nucleotide messenger RNA. It is a transcript of the gene MAPKAPK2, whose product is annotated as MAPK activated protein kinase 2. The transcript is spliced from 10 exons. The coding region runs from base 169 to 1383 and encodes 404 amino acids. Gene Ontology annotation, molecular function: calcium-dependent protein serine/threonine kinase activity; calcium/calmodulin-dependent protein kinase activity; ATP binding. Gene Ontology annotation, cellular component: nucleus; cytoplasm. The record is from RefSeq and is a predicted model, not a curated record. Lineage: Eukaryota; Metazoa; Chordata; Mammalia; Lagomorpha; Ochotonidae. Gene Ontology annotation, biological process: cellular response to vascular endothelial growth factor stimulus; inflammatory response; toll-like receptor signaling pathway.
CAGGGCCGGUGGGCACCAGCGGCGGCACCCACGGAGCCCCGCGGCCCGCUGAGCCUGGAGCCGGGCCGGGGCGCGGACGCCGGCUCGAGCCCGGAGCAAACUUGGCAGCCGGGCGGGGGGCGGCAGGGACCCCGUCCCGGGCCGGAGGAGGGGGCGGCCGCCGGCGCCAUGCUGCCCGGCUCGCAGGGCCCGAGCGCGCCCGCGCCGCCCCCCGGGCCGCCGCCUCCGCCGCCGCCGCCGCCUCAGCCCCAGCUCCAGCCCCAGCAGCCCCCGGCCCCGGCCCCGCCGCCGCCGCCCCCGCAGCAGUUCCCGCAGUUCCACGUCAAGUCGGGCCUGCAGAUCAAGAAGAACGCCAUUAUCGACGACUACAAGGUCACCAGCCAGGUCCUGGGGCUGGGCAUCAAUGGCAAAGUUCUGCAGAUCUUCAGCAAGAGGACGCAGGAGAAAUUCGCCCUCAAAAUGCUCCAGGACUGCCCCAAGGCCCGCAGGGAAGUGGAGCUGCACUGGCGGGCCUCGCAGUGCCCACACAUCGUGCGCAUUGUGGAUGUCUACGAGAAUCUGUAUGCCGGGAGGAAGUGCCUGCUGAUUGUCAUGGAGUGUUUGGAUGGUGGAGAGCUCUUCAGCCGAAUCCAGGACCGGGGAGACCAGGCAUUCACGGAAAGAGAAGCCUCAGAAAUCAUGAAGAGCAUCGGCGAAGCCAUCCAGUAUUUGCACUCAAUCAACAUUGCCCAUCGGGAUGUCAAGCCCGAGAAUCUCUUGUACACCUCCAAAAGGCCUAAUGCCAUCCUGAAACUCACUGACUUUGGCUUUGCCAAGGAAACCACGAGCCACAACUCCCUGACCACCCCUUGCUAUACACCCUACUACGUGGCCCCUGAGGUACUGGGUCCGGAGAAGUACGACAAGUCCUGUGACAUGUGGUCCCUCGGUGUCAUCAUGUACAUACUGCUGUGUGGGUACCCCCCCUUCUACUCCAACCAUGGCCUCGCCAUAUCUCCUGGCAUGAAGACGCGCAUCCGGAUGGGCCAGUAUGAAUUUCCCAACCCAGAGUGGUCGGAAGUGUCUGAGGAAGUGAAGAUGCUUAUCCGAAACCUGCUAAAAACGGAGCCCACUCAGCGAAUGACCAUCACGGAAUUCAUGAACCACCCCUGGAUCAUGCAAUCAACCAAGGUCCCUCAGACCCCUCUGCACACCAGCCGGGUCCUAAAGGAGGACAAGGAGCGGUGGGAAGACGUCAAGGAGGAGAUGACCAGUGCCUUGGCCACGAUGCGCGUCGACUACGAGCAGAUCAAGAUCAAGAAGAUCGAGGAUGCUUCCAACCCUCUGCUGCUGAAGAGGAGGAAGAAGGCGCGGGCCCUGGAAGCUGCAGCCCUGGCUCACUGAGGGGCACCCCCCCAUUGGAGGACAAGCAAUAAUGCCCACCAGAUGUAUUUUUUAAAUGAAGAGAUGCAGGCCGUCCUCUCUGCCAGCGCCUCCUCCCGGCUGUGGGAGCCUGGGAGUGUAACGCCACUGUGGCCAGCUGAGUUCUGCCUUUGGCUGCGGCCACCCCAGGGAGCGGGGAGCUGGGGGCUGCCACGGGAAGGGAGCAAGAGGCUCUCGGCCACGCUCCUGCUGCAGUUUUACCCAAGAUUUGAUGUAGAGUUUUUAUCAAAUUUCUUUUAUCGUGCUUUCCCUUCCGCCGCCUCCCCACCAGACCCCUUCCUCUUGGAUCCUGCGAAGGUUUGGGGUUUGUUCAAGGGUUAUUUGUGGAGCUGUUACAGGGAGGGGCCUGGUGAUGCCCCACCUGCCCCCUCCCCCCUUUUCCCCACUGCAGCCUGACGUCCUGCCGGCUCAGGUGUCCCAGAAGCUCAAGGCCAUCCAUGGGGGAGCUUGGAGGCCUUGGGUGUCAGCAGUGCAGCGGGCAUGUGGGAGAGUGAGCGAGUGUGUAUGUUUGUGUGUGCCUGUGUAAGCAUGCUAUGCACAUGUGUGUGCCCGUGCGUGCGUGUGUGUGUGCCCACAUCUGUGCCUGGGACCGUGCACUUGUAGAACCAGGGCCCUACAAUGGCUCAGCAGCCCUCCCUCUUGGGGCCCACCCUGCUCACACUGAGCCUGCCAAAGUGCCUGGGAGGCCUGUGCAGACAGAGCCAGGUCAGCCAGGUCCUGGCUGUCAGAGAGGACUGACUCGGGCACUGGCACAGUUGUCAGGAAGACUGGACCCCCCCACCCCAACCUCUCUUCCUCCUCAGUGCUGUCUUCCCUCUUGCCCCCGACCCCAAUCUGCUCAGCAGCCUCUUUACUGUCCCUUCUUGCCUUCAGUUGCCCAUCCUUGGUUUUCUGAAAAUUUUAGAUACUCUGCCAGCUCCUGUCGGUGCGCGUGGCUGAGCCGUGUCCUGUGGCUCACCUCAGCUAGGGGGUGUCAGCCCUAGUCAGACCCCAUGGGCCUCCCUCAAAUUUCCAUUGUGUGGCCUGGGGGGGCAGCGUUCUUCGCACCAAAGAUGUUCCGACUCUGCCUCCUGGUCCUUACUUAGCCCUCCUACCCAACCCCCCCGCCACCUCAACAACUCUGCUUCCUGUGUCCAGGCCCUCCCCCAGGGUUGCCAAGGGUGGCACAGGCAGCCACGCCCGGUCCCUGCCUGGAGAGGGGCAGCAGGUGUGCUUCACCGGCCCCUCCCUCAGGGCAGGUGGAGGGGGCACCGGCUGUGCCUCCCUCAUCUCAGACGGUGUGUCCAGCACUCAGACUGUUGUAAACUUUUGUUUUGUAUGAGCAAAAUUGUCUUUACUAAACUGAUUGAAUAGUU